This is a messenger RNA of Maudiozyma barnettii, 1437 nucleotides long. RefSeq names its product tyrosine--tRNA ligase MSY1 (gene MSY1). Gene Ontology annotation, molecular function: tyrosine-tRNA ligase activity; ATP binding; RNA binding. The coding region runs from base 1 to 1437 and encodes 478 amino acids. NCBI's taxonomy places the organism in Eukaryota, Fungi, Ascomycota, Saccharomycetes, Saccharomycetales, Saccharomycetaceae. Gene Ontology annotation, biological process: tyrosyl-tRNA aminoacylation. The transcript has a single exon. Gene Ontology annotation, cellular component: mitochondrion; cytosol. The record is from RefSeq and is a predicted model, not a curated record.
AUGUUAUCUUUAACGUAUUCAAUAGGGAGCAGAGUCGGGUACUUUCCUAAUGCUAGUCGAAAUAUUUUAAAACGAUUCUCAAGUAACUCAACUGGAACUAAUGUGCUAGAUCUUCUUAGGGGGAGAGGCUUAAUAUCCCAAAUAUCUGCACCUGAAGAAGUACUUGCCUCCAAAAUACUACAUGGUGAUAAAUUAAAAAUGUAUUGUGGGGUAGAUCCCACAGCAAAAUCUAUUCAUUUAGGUAAUUUAGUACCCAUGAUGUUAAUGUUAAAUUUUUAUGUUAGAGGCCAUGAUAUUGUAAAUAUUGUAGGUGGAGCUACUGGCGCAGUUGGUGAUCCUAGUGGGAGAUCUACUGAGAGGAAAGCAAUGAACACAGACACUAGAUUGGAUAACGUUUCUCGUAUUACGUUGCAGUUGGAAAGAUUCUUCAAGAACGGGUUGACUUACUACGAAGAUAAAUAUAAAUCUGACGAUAAUGAGGUUAAUAAAAAUUCAGGUGUCUAUACCAUGACAAAUAAUUAUAAUUGGUGGAAAGAUGUGAAAAUGAUUGAAUUUCUCUCACAAUACGGGAAAUAUAUCAGAAUUCAAUCGAUGUUAUCAAGAGACUCUGUGUCUUCUCGGUUAUCAAGUCAAGGUAGUCUUGGAUUUAAUGAAUUUACAUAUCAAAUAUUACAAGCUUAUGAUUUUUAUCAUUUGUAUAGGAACGAAAACACUACAAUUCAAAUUGGUGGUAAUGACCAAUGGGGUAAUAUUACAGCAGGGAUUGAUUUAAUCAAUAGAGUUGAACAAAAUUCGUCAAAUGUGAAGAAAAAUCCUCCAUUUGCCAUUACUGUCCCAUUAUUAACAACUUCCAAUGGACAAAAAUUUGGUAAAAGUGCUGGUAAUGCCAUUUUCUUGGAUGAGGAAAUUAAUACACCAUAUGACAUAUAUCAAUUUUUCUUAAAUACUACUGACGCAGAUGUUGAAAGAUUUUUGAAGAUAUUUACUCUGAUGCCUUUGAACCAAAUUGUAAAAGUAGUUAACAAGCAUAAUGAUUCCCCACAAUUACAUUAUGGUCAAUCUGUAUUAGCUAAAGAAGUAACGGAAUUAAUUCAUGGUACUGCAAAAGCUAAUGAUGCUGAAACCAUCUCGAGAGUUUUAUUCGGUAAUGAUAUAAUUAUUGAAGAUUCGAAGGAAUUGAAGCGAAUAUUUAGUGACGCUAGAAUAUUAAAACAAACUAAUCAAGAAUCAGACCUCGUUACAUUGAUCUCUGAACUAAUGCAAUGUUCGAAAGCAGAAGCAAAACGUAAAAUAGUUCAAGGUGGUGUUUAUUUAGGUGUAAAUAGAGUCCGGGUUGUGAAGAGCAUUUCUGAUUGGGCCCAAUAUUUGAUUGGUAACGAGAUAUUGCUAAUCAGAAUAGGUAAACAGAAAUGUUUUGUUGUUGAAAUGACGGCGUAG